UUAAUAUAGGAUUUGAUGCUUGGAGAAGUGUCGACAUUCAAAGAAAACAUUACUACUACAUGAUUUCGUAUUUGCGCCUAACGUCGAAAAUCAAAAGCAUCUCGACAGGAUAAGCAGGCGUAUUUGUAAACAGCUAAAACUCGUUGGUCUUUUGAAGCAGACGAUAGAUUGCCUUAUGGCGGUUAUGAAUCCACUGCUAGUCGGAACCGCCAUUCUCUAUGGGCAGCCGUUAGAACUAGAGUAGAAGUGGCAUUUAUCGAUGAAUUUGGUGCCUAAAAUUGUGUAACAAAUAUAUGUGUUUGCUUGAUGAAUUAUAUAUUAGGAUAUAAGACAAUUACUUUGUAAAGGUUGUGAAUCGGAUCUAGCCUUGCGAUACUGAGUAUGGGAAAACGACCUCCCAGUAGGGAAAUCCGUCAGCCUUCGAAAAUGUUACAGAAACGUCGCCAUAGCUGGAGACCACCACAGCAAACGAAAUCUACGAGGGGCGAUGUUUGCGUUGCAAGAAGGUGCCGCAAGGUGGCAGCUCGCCUAGAAAAGUACCGGAUCUUGAACGCUGAGUUAACCCAAGAAGUCGCUACGUUGAGAACUUCUGAUCGAUGCAAUCGAGAGUUUCAGAUAAUGUUCGAUAGAUUCACUUUAAAAUUUGCCCAAAGUGUUCCUCGUGUGCAGGUACUGAAGAAACGUCUUGAAGAGUCUUACGACACACUCCAGGAGCUGGAGGAAAUGAUUAACUGCUUUUCAAAUGCGGACAGACUUCGGUCGUUCUUACUUGGUGAAGAAAGUUUUAACUUUGGCGUGACGGGAACUGUUAACAGUGAGCCGACGAGAAGCCCACUUAUAAAAGAGCCUCCACCUAGAGAACAUCGUCGGUUUGAUGAAAAUGGAGAGAUGGACACAAUUAUUGAGGAAUACGAAAAUAGUUCUACAGCAAGCCUAAGCAUUGCAACAAAAGAAGUGAACUCUAGAAUAAACGGCUUUGAGAGCGAAACCGAAGCUGAGGAGUCAGUGAUCUCCCUCCCACCACAGGCCUCAAUCAAUUGUGGGAAAGAAACGUCAAAGUUCAUCGCGCAAAACAUGGAAAGCGAACCAAAUCAUAAGAACUUGCAAACACAGAGUAUGAAAGAAGUAACUACGAGAGGUACAAACCGAUGUGUUACAACCACGCAUGAUGGAAGUCGAAGAAAUUCAUUUCAGUUGACCGAGCCACCCUUAUUAGAUAAUUCAAGAAGAAGUGCGCGUAGAAGUUUUGCCAGGGCGGAAAAGGAUAAACCGGCGAAGACGUCAAGUCGGCAUAAACAGUCCGCGUCCUCCAUUGUACUCAAAGAAAAGCUUCGACUAGAAGAAACGUUUGAAGAUGAGUCUGGGCCUCUCUUCAAGACAUCUAUUCCUUUAGACACAUCUAUUGCUACCCAAAUCUUUCCUGGCCCAAAACACGCGCGGAGUAAGACAUUGCUUGGUGAAAGUCCGCCUAGUACAACUGUAAUAAACAACACUAUUCCGGUUGCUGGAAAAUCGGACGAAGAUUUUUCACAAUGUGCAGAUUCGACGAGCUUCCUAUCAGAAUCCCCAGGCCCGACAGCCGCUUUUCAAGACGAAAUUGCUGCGGAACGUUCACCCACAGCAAUUAAUGUCGCUCAAAUAUGGGCAGAAGCACGCGCAGGUCUGCCACCUGCAGAAAGGUCACCUACGUGCACAGGUGUAGGUGCUGCGUGGCUCGAAGCUUUACAAUCUGUGCACUCGCCCUCAAAUAUCGAAGACGGUUCAUUUCUUGCACCUUUAGCUACGACUAUGGUCGUUUCUAAAAAGCCUCCUUUAUUUACCGAAUAUGGCAACAAGAUCUUAACAACUGAUCCUUGUAAGUCAAACUCCCAAACAAUGAUUUCUCCGGUAAAUAGUGCUGAAAGCGCAAUUCCGCGAAGUUCUGAAAGCUCCACUACUCUACUAGUGCUGCCCCGAAACGGCCGUUUGCCUACAAGUACACCAGCAAACUCCAAUAAUAAGUCAAAUGGAGGUGUUGUUAAACCAUCAUCACCAAGAUUGUCGAUCAUAGAACUUCGGCCGCCUUUUGAGCGCGUAGACGAUAAUAAAAUGGAUUUCUUGCAACAGCAAAACGUAGAUCGUAGGCCUAGAAAACGGAAAGCCACUGUACAGCAGCGCUCACCAACAAGGACUAAAGAUCAGCAUGUUACCUCAACAGUUUCCUCCCUAAGCCCAUGGAAAAGCGCAUUGCGAGCUUCGUAUGAGGCACAGAAUAACUUUGGGGGCCAGACCAAUGCCCUAACUAAAAAUGUUCGAUUCAGUAACAUUAAUAAAGUAAAUCCUACGCAGAGACAAAUGGAAGCUGUGGUGUAUUCAUCCCCAUCGGCUCCAGCAGAACCUACAAACCUGAACGUUUCAGAGUUUAGCAACGAGAAAUUCCCUCCCAUUGCAUUAAUAAACUCGCCCUUAAUCAAAGGUUCUCGGGCCACUGCCUCAAAGAGUCGUCGGAAGCAUCGCAUUGCACCAGACUGUGCGAAGGCCAUUUUCGACAACGCCGACAGCAACGACCGAACUAUUAACGAAGAAGCUAAGAACGUCACUAACCGUUCGCGCCGUAUAAAGGAGCACGUUGCAUGUAACGAACUUAGCCCAUCAUCCAUUUCUGGCCUAUCUAGACAGCCAUCAUGUGCCAAAUCUCCGCAGACCAAAAUAACAGAGAAUACGACCAUAUCAGAGAUGAAAAAAACUUUUGCAGAAAAAACUAUUGAGCGAAAUCCCCGGGUAACGUACGUUGUAUCACGCCAAUAUGAUGCUGAUGGACAUCAUACAAAAAUACAAACUGGAAAGCAACAACAGGAACCUAGCCAGGAUUAUAUGGGCGAAAUAAACAACGCUUCAGUUGGGAAUAAUGAAGCCACAGGGGAUUUGCAAACCUGUAUAGCGGAAACCGGCGAGUCGACGGUUGUUGAUAAUACAACUUUUGUCCUCGGAUCACGCAAAAGAAAAGUUGAAUCCCCUGUAGCUAAACGAUCUCGCUGUCAGUUACCAGCGGAUAAUAAUCCUGAAAACGUCGCCGUGAAAACAAGUUGGCCCUCUACACGCAGCGCUUCGCCCACAAAAGGAAACUCACACUCGAAAGAGUGUAAUAUUUCUGCAGAUAACAGUUCCGUUCUACUGUGUCCUGCCCAAGUCAUUCUGACGAGCGAUGCGGAGUCGCGUAGAAACCGCAGCUCCCGCCGCACCUCAGCGAUCGUAAGCUACGUAGAGCCAUCGUUGAGAGUUAAGAUGCGUCGAAACUGAAGAAGGCGUUCUAUUACAUAACGUGACAUGGACAUAAAUGCCAGUAGUCAAAUAGGCUUAUUAUUAAGAUAGACAUUGUUGUGAUGUUCAAAAUGCGAUUUUAUCCGACGCUAAGCAGAGGUAAAGGUGGACAUGUAUAUCUAAUUAAUUUAGGAUUUUGAAACCUGCUGAUAUGAGGAAGCAUGUUGCACCUCUUUCUGUAGGGAAUGUUUGUUCCUUGUUAAAUACAAUGUGCCUGAACCUUUAAGGUGCUUGUAUCAUCACUAGUGACUAAUGAACCAUAGUUAUCCCGGCAUAACAAAAGAAUCAAUAAAUAACAAAAAUUAAUUACGCUCGAAUCCAGGGCAGAGGAAAAUAUACAAAUUUGUAAAGCUAAGGAAAAGCACUUUAUUCCGCAUUACCUAUUGCAUGUACAUUUUUUUCUUUGUUCUCCCUUUCCCACCUAAUAUGACUGGCAGGCUUAACAUGCAUAUUAAAAUGUGCAUGAAGAUAUUAAUAGAGAUAAUCGCUGAAAGCUCUCGAUGCCAAGCUUGUAUUAAAAUGGGCGUGAGAAAUAAACACACGGAAAAAAAAUAGAAAGGUGA
Varroa destructor (honeybee mite) is the source of this 3863-nucleotide messenger RNA. RefSeq lists its product as uncharacterized. Lineage: Eukaryota; Metazoa; Arthropoda; Arachnida; Mesostigmata; Varroidae. The record is from RefSeq and is a predicted model, not a curated record. Gene Ontology annotation, biological process: meiotic chromosome segregation. Gene Ontology annotation, cellular component: nucleus; chromosome, centromeric region.